AUGGCUAGGCCUAGGCUUUCACGUUUUCAAGAUGAUGUUCCCAGCAAAGCUUAUGUCAAGGUCUUUAGAAUCAAAAUAUCCCACCUCCAACCUAGGGCUGCCCAAGGCGACAGGCAACAAGACAAGAUAUCGAAAGUUGGGCAUAACAGCCCACGGACAUACGUGUGCCAGCAAGUUCCAGCUCAGCAGUUACUCAUGAACAAUCAAUUCCCCUUCCAAUUGGCAAUGAGCCAACACAAGCAUACCGCCCAAGUGUCCAGUGUCCAUCCCAAGGAAUUCAUGGAGUCACGAAACGACGCGGACGCCAUCUUCCGCGAUAGCCGUUUCUGA
Histoplasma capsulatum G186AR is the source of this 330-nucleotide messenger RNA. RefSeq lists its product as uncharacterized. Lineage: Eukaryota; Fungi; Ascomycota; Eurotiomycetes; Onygenales; Ajellomycetaceae. The record is from RefSeq and is a predicted model, not a curated record. Bases 1 to 330 code for a protein of 109 amino acids. The transcript is spliced from 3 exons.